Trichoderma reesei QM6a is the source of this 2988-nucleotide messenger RNA. RefSeq lists its product as uncharacterized. Bases 1 to 2988 code for a protein of 995 amino acids. NCBI's taxonomy places the organism in Eukaryota, Fungi, Ascomycota, Sordariomycetes, Hypocreales, Hypocreaceae. Gene Ontology annotation, biological process: protein import into nucleus. The record is from RefSeq and is a predicted model, not a curated record. Gene Ontology annotation, cellular component: nuclear membrane; cytoplasm. The transcript is spliced from 8 exons.
AUGCAAGAUGAGCUUCUUCCCUCCGAGGUUGAGCAAGUUGAAUCGCUGAUUCUUUCUCUCUAUGAACCAGCUUCCCCCAGCACAAUCGCCAAGACCCAGUCAACGCUCUCACGGCUCCAGAGCUCACCACAGGCAUGGACGCUUGCUCACCACCUGCUUGGGCGCCCAGAUGACAAGGUCAAGUUCUUUGGCGCCCUCACCAUCAUUGUGAAGCUCAACACUGAAAAUGCAUCUCUUUCCGACGCCGAUGCCAUAGAGCUUCUUGUCUCACUGUUGGAGUGGUACAUGGGCUCUCUCCAACAGAAGACCGGAUUGCUCGUUGUGCGGAAGCUUUCGUCUGCCUUAUCCACGUACUUUGUGUACUUCCACAGGCUAUGUAGCCGCUUUGUUUUUCACCUCCUGGUUUGUCUCGCAUCCAAUCGGGCCUGGCAACCGGGUGCAAUCGACGAAUCAGUCGACUUCAACGCCAUUUUCGAGAGACUUUCAGGUGUUCAUCUGCACGCGGCUAUUCUGGUUAUAAGCAACAUUCUCGAAGAUGUCACUCGCAUUGACCUGAAUGCACCAAGCAAUGUUGGGCUCUACGAUUCAGUGCUUGCCAACACGUCGGACUCGGUCACUCUCAUAGCCAUGUGCAUGAGCCGAGACGAUGCUUCUCCAGAGGUCAAACAAGACGCAUUGAGGUGUCUUCAGUCCUGGGUCUCCUUUGCUCAAAAGACAUCAGCGCGGAACAGCUACAUUGCCGACUCGCUGCGCCCCCUUAUUGGAGGCUCUAUCAAUGCCCUGAUGGUUGAAGAAUUGUACAACGCAGCCGCGGAACUCCUUGUCGACGUACUCUUCAACUGGCCUUCCUUGUUGACUGAGCAGCACUACACGAUGCUCUCCAACAUGUUUGAUACGCCGUGGUUUCAAAACCGAUACGACCUGCUGAUUCAAGGUGAUUUUGACUUCGAAUCGACGCAGCUCGGAUACGUGCUCCUCGCAUACGGCGAGGCCAAGAUGCAAGCUCUGAUAGAAGAUGAGAACGACCAAAACAGAAGCAUACUUUCAAGGCUAUGUGGUCUCCUAGCGGCGGAUGGCUACCCCGUUGCUGAGGACAAGAUAUUUGUCCCCGCCAUUGAGUUUUGGUCAACGUUCACGGAGUCUGUGUCGGAUAUGGAUGUGGAAUCUGCGUUUACAGUCUCGUUCAUCUUCGAAGCAACGUCACACGCUUGGAAGAAGAUCAUAUACCCUCCAGCAGAGGAAUUUCACUCAUGGGACUCUGGCGAUCGUGUUGGGUUCAACGACGCCCGGAAAGAUGUUGUGGACUUUUUGCAAGCCGUCUACGUCUUGAUCGGCCCAAAGCUCGUCGAGACAUUUUCUUCCCUGAUAUUGACCACGCUGAGUAAUUCGGCCUGGCUGGAGCUGGAGGCGGCGAUAUUCUGUCUGGGGGGCUUGGCUGACUGCAGCCGGGAAGAUGCGCGCUGCGAUGGCUCCCUUGCCGCCGUCUUCUCGUCGCCAUUGUUCUCGGUGCUGCAGAGCGGCCAGGAACAUGUCCCAGCUCGAGUAAGGCAGACUUGCCUCACCCUGAUCGAACAAUACACGGAAUACUUUGAAAGGAACACUCACCUUCUUCCUACCGCGCUAGGUCUCUUAUUCAACGAGGUCCCGGAUCACUCUAUGGCCAUACCAGCAUCGAAGUCCAUUCAUCGCCUUUGCUCAUCUUGUCGCUCACAUCUCUAUCCUGAGAUGGAUAACCUUCUAGCUGAGUAUCGGAAAUUGGUGACUACGGCGUCACUAGAUUGCAUAUCCCGCGAGAAAAUUAUAGGUGCUCUUGCAGCCAUUGCACAAGCCAUUCCAGUGGAUGAUGAGCGGUACGACGCCUGCUCACGGCUGCUUGCUUUCAUCCAAGACGACGUGCGGAAAUCCUUGGAGCUGGCAAAUGUUCCGAAUGACGAAGCACUGCCACCGCAGAUGGAGAGUCCCUGCACGGACAUCGCGCCGGAAGAACAUGUUGGCUUGCACGUGGGCCUCAGGGCAUUGAGAUGUCUCGCAAGCAUGGGAAAAGGUUUGCAGUCCCCUCCGGACUUGGCCAUUGACCUCGAAGCUGUGUCUCCUCAAAAGACACAAACGCCCAAGCUGGCCGAACUCCAGAAGCAAGUGAUAGGCAUCAUCAUUGAUGUCCAAAAUGUGUACAGUGGCAGCUCGGAAGUUACAGAACUGAUAUGCAGCGUGCUUCGCAGCGGCUUCUCUGAAAGCGAGCCGGGGCCGUUUGUCCUGACUCCCGAGGAUAUAGUAGGCUUUUUGGUGGGACAUUCAAAAGACACGCCCAGGAUCGGGGUCAUCGUCAGUAUGGCGUGCUCUUUCGUCAGUUCUCUAUCUCCUCACAAAUUGGGACAGUAUCGCAAAAUACUCUCGGACGUGCUGGUUUGGGUGAUUGGGUUAUUGAAGCAGCUCCCUGAACCAGGGGCGGAACCAGAACUCGUGCAAAAUGGAAUCGAUCUCGUCAGCCGGCUACUGACAAGGAGCCCGGCGACCUUCAUUGGGCUGGAACCAUCGGACGCAAUCGAGUUCUUCUUCCUCUUCACACUUCAGGUGUUGGACGGAAAGGAACCCUUGCCCAAGGCGGCCGCUGCGGAGUUUUGGACUGCGUUUGUCGGUACCCGGGCAGAUGAGCCAGAGCUCCAGGAAACCUUCAAGAGGGCCAUGGACAUGCUCGGGCCGCUGCUGGCCCAGUCCCUUGCCAGGAACAUUGGGGGCAAUGCCCUGCGUAGCGAGCUGGAUCGGCUAUGCGAACCGCUGAGGAAGCUCGUCAGCAGAUAUCCAGCGGCAAAGGAAUGGCUGCAGUCUGGGCUAGACCAUCCUUCCUUCCCGAGCCAGAAGGUCGAUGCAGAGCAGAAGUCGCUCUUUGUGAAGAAGAUCAUCAGUCUCAGAGGAUCCCGAACGACAAACCAAGUCGUUAGAGAAUUCUGGCUAUCUGCCAGAGGUGCCAACUUCGCCUACGCAUCAUGA